AUGGAAGAGCGCAACGAAUGCCUGCGCCUCAUCCAGGCCUGCAAAUCCCUUCCCGCCGCGGAGAAGCUCCACUCCCGCACCGCGCGCCUACCGCCCCAAUCCCCCACGCGCGACAUCUUCCUCUCCAACAAGCUCAUCGAGAUGUAUGGCCGCUGCGACAGCCCCGCCCACGCGCGCAACGUCUUCCACGCGAUGCCGCUCACAGAUUGCUACUCCUGGGUCCUGGCGCUCUGCGCGUAUGCCCGCGGCGGGCAUCUCCGUGAGGCGCGAGAGACCUUCGAUCUGAUGCCGGACAAGAACUUGGUCUCCUGGAACGCGAUGCUCACUGCAUUCUCACAGCACGGCUGCGGCAGCGAAGCCCAAGAACUUUUCCACCAGAUGCCACAGCGAGAUCUUGUGUCCUGGAACGCGACCUUGUCAGCAUUUGCUGGUAUGGGGGAUUUGCAAGGAGCGCGCGCUUUGAUUUCCGCCAUGCCCGAGCACAGUCUCGUGUCGUGGACUGGAUUGCUCGCUGCCGCAGCGCAGAGCGGCAGCAUCGAGGACGCCAAGCGCUUCUUUGACGAAAUGCCACAGCGAAACAUGAUCUCCUGGACCGCAAUGCUUACCGCAUAUGCCAUGAAUGGGCAUAUUUUAAAUGCUAAGCUUCUGCUCCACCGCAUGCCCGAAUUCGAUCUCGUCGCCUGGAACACAAUCCUCGACGCUUCCGCGCAAGAUGGCGAUCUUCAAGAAACCAAAGCCAUCUUCGACGAGAUGCCAGAAAGGAAUCUGGUCUCCUGGACAAUUAUCAUAACCGCAUAUGCCCAAAGAGGGCAUCUACACAGCUCUAAGCUCCUGUUUGAUUGCGCCCCAGUUUUAGAUGACGUGCUUCUCAACGCCAUGCUAGCUGCAUACACCCACAAUGGUUAUCUCAAAGAUGCUAAGAAUCUCUCUGAUAACAUGCCAUGCCACUGCUUAUUCUCGGCCACUGCAAUGCUUACAGCGUUCUCCCAAAACGGGGACGUUGAGCAAGCUCAAGCAUUGUUUGAUUCAAUGCCGGAAAAAAACCUUUUCUCUAGCACUGCUAUGCUUACAGCGUAUGCCCAACACGGGCAUCUCCAGGAAGCCAGGCAAGUGUUCGAGAGGAUGCCCGAGCUGGACGCGGUAUCUUGGGCCGCCAUGGUUUCGGCUCACUCCCAAAACGGCCAACCUUCGGAGGCCGAGGUCGUCUUCUACUCCAUGCCUGAGCGUGACACCGCGUCGUGGAACACACUCCUCUCCGGCUACGCCCAAAACGGGCAUCUCUCGCAAACCCAGAAGACCUUCCGCUUGAUGCCCUCUACAGACACCAUCUCGUGGAACGUAAUGCUGGCUGCGUAUGCCCGAAGCGGGGACACAGGCCCUCUCUACGACCACUUCAAAACAAUGAAGACCCUCGACCUCGCCGACGAAGCCUCGUUCCUGCUCGUCCUUCUCGCAUGCAGCCAUGGUGGCAAAGUCUUCACCAGCAGAUCACACUUCCUCUCCAUGGCCUCGGACUUCGGCUUGCAACCAAACAAGCAGCACUUCGGCUGCAUGAUCGACGUCCUCGGCCGCGGGGGGUAUCUGGAAGACGCCCAGGAACUCAUCGCCACAAUGCCCUUCGAGCCCGAUUUUCUCGAGUGGACAUCGCUGCUCGGUUCGUGCCGGAGCUACCGCGAUCCCAAUCGAGGCGCUCGGGCGACGAGGCAAGUGCUCAAGUCGGAUCCAGUUCGGGCUGCGGCAUAUGUCCUCUUAGCAAAUGCCUAAAAACCCAAUUAGCCAAAUGACGAGAAUAUGCGAAAGCCGGGGGCGGAAUAUACCACCGUCGUUAGGCUAAAAGGCAAAGGAAGCAAAUGAAGUGCUCGUCCUCGGUCGCUAUAGGUUCCUCCCUGACCACUCGCUGCCGGAGGAUGAGCGGGAAUGCCAGCCCCAGUCCUAGCCCAGAUCACAAAACGGUGAAUGUGAAGAUCAAAGGCAUGGUCCAGGGCGUCUUCUACCGGAACUGGACCAUCGACACCGCCAAGCAACUCGGGAUCAAUGGCUGGGUGAGGAACCGAAUGGAUGGCUCCGUGGAGGCCGUCUUCUCGGGCAAGACCACCGCGGUGGACGCGAUGAUCCAAAAGUGUUACAGCGGCCCCGCGGCAGCUCGGGUCACCGGCGUCGAGGCCUCCGCCUGGAACGAGCCCGUCCACGAAGGAUUCGAGCGAAAAUCCACCAAGUAGAGAUCUCCGACAGAGAGAUCCACACAGAGAGGAAAAUAUCUUCCAAGAAAGUGAAGUAUUUAACAAAGACGAACAAGAUCAUCGUGA
Messenger RNA from Selaginella moellendorffii, 2306 nucleotides. Its product is annotated as pentatricopeptide repeat-containing protein At4g02750. Gene Ontology annotation, molecular function: protein binding. The transcript is spliced from 2 exons. Lineage: Eukaryota; Viridiplantae; Streptophyta; Lycopodiopsida; Selaginellales; Selaginellaceae. The record is from RefSeq and is a predicted model, not a curated record. The coding region runs from base 1 to 1764 and encodes 587 amino acids.